GUGCCCUGUCUCCUCGCUCUUCAGAGCAAAUGUGAAUGAACGGCACUGUAAUGGGGAUAUCACUAUGUACCGGGAGGCUAAUUUCUUUCUCCGGAUAGUCCACCACGACAAAGAGGACAAACAACUACGUGUCUGUGGUUAUUUAGACGAGAAGACGCGUUAAGCGAGUUGUAUUUGUUAUUAACGCGCAGUUUUGCAUUUUCUUCCAAGGUAACCGGUACACCGGUUAUCAAAAACAAGCGCAGUCGGAAGUUACCGCCAAAAAAAAAACGAAACCAGGAUAAUUGUUCAUCUGCGGCUCAUCAUCAUCUUUGUCGCUGAAUAUCGACAUUUGUCAGAGGAGUACGUCUGGAGAGGAUUUUUUCUCUCCCGCAAUCUCCUCACUUUCUCUCCUCGGCUGUCUUUGAAGACUAUCCGGUACCAUCUCACACAAAGGAGACUCCAGCAUCGCUGCAGAUCCCGAAGCAUGAGCAACAAAUGAUGCACCCUCCAGGGCAGUGCUCUCUCCCUGGCAGGGCCAUGUUCUAAGCAGGGGGUCCCCCCCCCCAGGCCCCAGUCCAUCAUGAAAGGGUACGGACCCCAGCAGCGCCCGCGUCACCUGUCCGACUCCUGCGACCCGUCCUCGGGCCUGCCGCCCGGCGAGCAGCAGCUCUACCAGCAGGCCGGCACCGCCACGCUCCCACGCAGCCCUUACCUGCUCAGCCCCGUCGCCAUGGAGCACUACGGCACGCUGGACCCCCACCAGUUCUCCCCGUCGCCCAUCCCCGUGGGUGGAGGAGGGGGGCUGCCGCCCGACUGCAUGCUGCCCCUCAGCAACCAGCUGUCCAGCAGCAGCACCUUCCCGCGCAUCCACUACAACUCGCACUACGAGCAGGGGGACUUCUCGCCCACCUCCAUGCCCGGCGGGGACAGCAUCGGCGGCAUCAGCACAGGCACCAUGGGCACCUCCGUCUCCAUGGGCAUGGGGAUGGGCAUGGGGCUCGGCGUGGGGCGCACAGCCAUGAUAACCAGCGGCUCGGCUACCAUCUCAGGUGGUGGGAAGAAUCGCCUGCCCCCCACCCUGCUGGACCAGUUUGAGAAAGGCCAGCGGGACGGCUUCAGCACGCUGCAGUUCCACCGGACGUCAGCGGUAGCAGCGGCCGCCAAGCAGCAGCGCACCGACAGCCCGGGCCGCAUCCGCUACCUGGUCCACUCCGUGCAGAAGCUCUUCGCCAAGUCCCAGUCGCUGGAGAGCUCGGGCAUGAAGGGCAGCGUGAACGGCCGCUCGGCCAACAGCUCGGGCGGCGGAGGCUCGUCGUCGGGGGAGGACGCCAAGCACCGGCGCAGCAAGAGCAAAGACCGCGGCACCAAGAGCGAGGGCGGCACCAAGCGGCGGCCGCGCUCCAACAUGUCGGGCUACUGGAGCUCAGACGACCUGGACGAGGUCAGCAACUACCGCAACCCCAUGGCCAUGAUGACCCUGGGCAGGCAGGGAGCAGGGUUGGUCCCCGGGCAGGACUCCCAGGGCAACGCCAAGUACUUCAUGCACGGCUACAACACUAUCAGCGAGCACUCACUCAAGCCCUCCAAGAGCAACAAUGACCUCAAGUACCAGGGGCUGCCCGCUCUUCCUGGCCCCGGAGGAGGGGGGGUGGGGGGAGGAGGAGGAGGGGACGGAAGCAUAGGCAGUCGAGGAGGGGGAGGAGGGUUGGUGGCCGGAGGGGACUUUGGCCGGGGUGGGCCCUGGGCGACCCUGACCCUGGGUCAGACGAGGCAGAUGUGCCAGAAGGGCUCGGCCACGCUGGACCGGUCCAUGCUCAAGUCCAAGUCAUGCCACCAGGACCUGGCAUGCCAGUACCUACAGGCACCUUCCGGAGGGGACUGGAACAGCACGCUGGGUCGCAGCAGCGGUCCGGGCGAGAUCCCGUGUCGACGCAUGCGCAGCGGCAGCUACGUGAAGGCCAUGGGCGACUUGGAGGACAGCGAGGACUCAGAGGGGAGCCCCAAACCCUCGCCCAAAACCACCGCACGCCGCCAGAGCUACCUAAGGGCUACACAGCAGUCACUCAGUGACCAGCUCCCACCACGAAACCGGCUGCUGGAUUUCUCCAUGUUACAGGGCGACCUGGAGGCGCUGUGGUCCCCACUGCAGAGCGUCACCUCUCUGCACCAGCUGGGCAGUUGUCUUCCCUCUCUCAGAGAGAUCUCUGGGAAUCGUAGUCUGGAUAACCUGGACUGUAUUGGGGGGUCAACUCCUUUCCCCCGCUGGGACGACGACGACUUCAGUCAAGGCUGCAAUACGCUGGGCCGCGGCAGCUGCAUGAGCCAGGUGCGGGAUAUGGAGCUGAGCCAGCGCUAUGGUGAGGAGUCGUGUUCAGAGUCGGUGUUUGGUGAGACCCACUCCCACUCCCACUCCCACUCCCACCCCCACCCCCACGCUCGCUCCCACUCCCGGGCAGAGGAGCCCCCGGAUCUGCCCAUGCCCACGUGCUUCCGCUCCCGUAGCCAUAGUUACCUCCGGGCUAUCCAGGCUGGCUGUUCCCAGGAUGACGACACAGCCUCAGUAGACUCCGAUUCACCUCCGCCGACUGCCACCACUGUACGGACCUACAGUACCAGCACUGUCUCUACCUGCAUAACCACCUGUAAGAAGGUGGCCCCUCCGCCCGUGCCCCCGCGCACCACCUCCAAGCCCUUCAUCUCCGUGACGGUGCAGAGCAGCACCGAGUCUGCGCAGGACGGCUACCUGGACGGUCACCUGGAGCGCAAGAGCGAGGCCAACAGCCAGUCGGGCCACAGCAACUCCUCGGACAGCUUGGACAGCACGCGGGCCAGCAGCCUCGCCAAAGGCCCGCGGCCCCAGCAGCUCCCGCUGACCGCACCGCGCGACCCGCCGGCCGCCAUCCCCACCGCCACCGUCAUCUCCCCGCCAGAGGCCCGCACCUCCGUCGCCACCUCCACCGCCGUCCCCCAGGCCCAGAAUGAGCGGGUCAAGGGCGGCCUGACCGCAGACGAGCCCCACGUUGAGCCCGUGCCCCGCAGGAAACUCUCCUCCAUCGGUAUACAGGUGGAUUGCAUCCAGGAAGUGCAAAGAGUCGAGACCCCGCCACUGGCCAGAUUUCAGUCGAUCGGAGUGCAGGUUGAGGACGGCUGGCAACUCAGCCGCUCAAGCAGCAUGGCGUCCAAACAAGAGACCGACACGGAAUCCCAGGACUCUGCCCCGACCCCUGCUCCGGCGCCCAAGCCCGGCGAGAAGAAGACCAUGGUCAACAGCAGCAGCCAGGUGGCCGACUCGCCGCCACCGCCCCCCGUCGGCCAGCAGCAGCCGCAGUCACAACUCUCCCUCGACAACGGUGACCACGACGAUGAGGCGGUCACCACCAGCGGCCCGGCGCGACAGCUGCUGACCAGCCGCUCGGCCACGCGCAGCUCCUCGUCGUCGUUCUCCGAAAGCCUGGACCCGGCGCUGGACCCGUCCUCGCUGCCGCCGCCCGAACCAUGGCUGGAGUCCGGCAGCGGUAACGGCUCGGUGGGGCCCGACCAGGGCUCCGGAGGACCGCCAGCAUGCCGGCGCGACGGCCACUGGUUCCUCAAGCUCCUGCAGGCCGAGACGGGCCGCAUGGAGGGCUGGUGCCAGCAGAUGGACCAGGAGACCAAGGAGCACCAGCUCUCUGAGGAGGUGUUGGGUAAAGUGCGCAGUGCUGUGGGGAGUGCCCAACUUCUGAUGUCAAAGAAGUUCCAGCAGUUCCGAGGACUAUGCGAACAAAACUUGAAUGUGAAUGCUAACCCCAGGCCCACGGCUCAGGAUCUAGCAGGCUUCUGGGACCUGCUGCAGCUCUCCAUAGAGGACAUCAGCCUCAAGUUUGACGAGCUCUACCACCUGAAGGCCAACGACUGGAAAGUGGACAGAGACUCACCUGAAAAACAGGAGAACCAGAAGCCGGUUCCUGCAGUGCCAAAGAAGCCCGGGAAGAGCAAGCCGGCGCUGGGCCGCGAGAAGAGCAGCGACUCGGCCGCCGACAAGCAGCGGCAGGAGGCCCGCAAGCGCCUCAUGGCUGCCAAGAGGGCGGCGUCGGUCAAGCAGAACUCCGCUACGGAGAGCGCCGACAGCAUCGAGAUCUACGUCCCCGAGGCCCAAACGCGACUCUGAGAGAGGGGGAGAGAGAGAGAGAAAUCAGGGGGGUUGUGAGGGGUGGGGGUAUAGUGUUAAGAUUAGUCACACAUUAGGGCAGGAAGGCAAAAACAAAAUUGGCAAAAGGUAGAUGGAGCAAUGAAGUGAAGGUUAAUAAGGCUUAGACGUGGGGGAGAUGAAAUGAGAGCGAGCAUCUGAUUGGAGGAGGGACCAGGAACAAGACUGAAAGAGCUCUUUGCCUCCAGUCCACAGCCACAGGGAAGAUACCAUUCUUUUAUUUUGUAUUGUGUUGUCAAGACAGUACUUGCUUGAGAGGAAAACUAAAUAAAACAACAAAAACAAAACAACCCAGAGGGAUGGGAGGUUUUAAAAAAAUUAAGAAAUCAAGACUGACGGAACAGAACUUUGGAGAACGGGAUGCAGCGGCAGUAAGCCCCCUCCAAGUGGCUACCAAGGAAAACCUCACGCAGACUUCACCAUUAGUACUCCAAUUACUAUUGUUAUUAUUAUUGUUAUUAUUGUUAAUAUAAUUAUUAUUAAAAUGGUUAUUGAUAAUAUUAUCUCCUUUAAAAAACUAUAUCAGACUGAUUUAAAUGUUCUAAUAUCUUGGAUAAGAGAUCUUCUAAUGUGUGGACUGGGACCCAGCCACAUGUUGUUUUGGCUCCCAUCCCACUGGCCCCCUCUACCCCAGCUCGCUAGUCUGCACAGAACUCCUUGUAAAGCACUGCAAAAUACUCACUCUCGGACACCAACUCUCGCUCCACACACACACACGCACACACACACACACACACUCCAACCUGAAUAACACAUGCUCGCUCAGUGGAAUACACUCUUUUUCUCAUGUCUGGCCCUCCACAAUCACUGUCUUCCUGUUCUUGUCUGUUUUCUCCCCCUCUACUACUUUCUUUUAUUCUUUGUAUGCAAUGUUUUUUUUUAUGUAUAUGCCCUGUGUGGCAUUCAGUCUGUGGUCAGAUAGAUCACCUUCUCUCAUGUGGGAUGAGAAUGGAGGAGCCGGCGUUGUGAGAAUGCAAAUGGAGUGCUGCGAGAGCUGGGCCCAGACUCUGGAGGUCCUGUGACCAUUCUAUCAUGCAAACAAAACAAGAAGAAUCACACAAAAAAAAGAAUUCAUUCUCAUCACCCCAUUUCUUUUUACCAGCACCCAGAAUUUAUUUUCUGUCUCUCCUUAAGACGGUCUCACUUCUUCUGUGGAGUUUGUAUUUUGGGCGGGAUAAGUGUAUGGUACUUCUGUUUUGCAGUAUGCCUCCAUGCCAUGUAAAGGUGUCCCCAGCAAAUAGCCACCAUUUUGUUUUUACUGUUUUGGUUUGUCCCUUUUUGGGGAGUUUGAAGUGACAGCCAUUUUGUGACUUCAGAUCACCCAGUCAUGACACCCCCGCUAUGUUAUAUUGCCAGGUGUGACCCUCCCUCAUCCACGCCCCUCCUAAGCAAGUCAUCUCUUGUCAUUCACUCCAGGUGAUUUGGGUCUCUGCCAAUCUGAAGAUGCAUCACCACCUCUUACCACUUUGUUUUUUUUUUCACUCUCAGUGUUCAACUCCAAAGCUGGUACAUUACAUACAUCAUUUAAAUGUUCAAGAAAUGUGUGAAUGCAGCAGAAUGAAAGUAUACUAUUUAGCUAGUGGAAUGAUUUAGUUUUUUGAAGCUGAUAAAAGUUUAGUUUUGAUAGAAGGUCUAAUCUGCUAACGUAGCCCCAACAGGACUGGGAAACUCUUUUAAUUUCAAAUGGUCGUGUCCAUUUUGUCAAGUUUUUGUUGUAUUCUUCUCAUAAACAAAUGUCAAGGCAACGCUUUUGGAAUGUUUUCUUGCAUCAGCCAUGAUCCUAUCAUGCGGAUGAUCCACGAACUGUACCUUCAUGUUUUUUAGAAACAUUGGUCAUUGCCUGCUUCUAGUGGUAAAUUUGUAGCACUACGCAGAUGGUAUAUUAUUUCAGGAGGACUUCUUUUCCACCUCUGAAGUUUUUGGCAUGUCCAAACACUUUUCAGCAGAUUUGAAAAACCACUACUGGGACUGGCUGAUUGUUUGAGAUGUGUCGUCCCAUUAUGGGUUGUAGCAUUCAUUACGCAUGUGCUAACACACUCUGUUCUCCCACUUGCUGCAGCCCUUUAGCCAGUCAUGCCCUGUACAUCUGAUUGAAGUGAGGCAAAGAUAUUUUGCCCUUAUUUUAAUUUAAUUUAAUUUUUUUUUGUAAUUGUGUUGUCUACCCAUUUGCCAUUGUUGCUCCUUUCCCCCAUACGCCGACCAAGCAAUCUGCACAUGUUUUUAUAUUUGAAACAAAAAGAUCAAUCAUUAAAUUCAGUUACACUACACUCA
Alosa sapidissima (American shad) is the source of this 6439-nucleotide messenger RNA. It is a transcript of the gene dlgap4b, whose product is annotated as discs, large (Drosophila) homolog-associated protein 4b. Gene Ontology annotation, molecular function: molecular adaptor activity. The record is from RefSeq and is a predicted model, not a curated record. Gene Ontology annotation, biological process: signaling. Lineage: Eukaryota; Metazoa; Chordata; Actinopteri; Clupeiformes; Clupeidae. Gene Ontology annotation, cellular component: postsynaptic specialization; glutamatergic synapse.